Molecule: messenger RNA, 3332 nt
Organism: Lymnaea stagnalis (great pond snail)
Lineage: Eukaryota; Metazoa; Mollusca; Gastropoda; Lymnaeidae
Source: the annotation of a GenBank genome assembly
AAGAACAUCAGCUGACUGACUGCGUCAUAGGACUGCAUCACUUCUGCGUUACAUUCGUUUCUACAUCGCGUGGUAACAACAACAACAACAAGCAAAACUAUGGCCCCGUUUAACAUGCUUCUUUUUCUUUUACUGUUCGCCGCCUGCUGGACUGUUCUAGAAGGUAGAUUAUGUACAUUCUAUAUAAAACAUUUUCAAAACCUAAAGAAGUAUUUGUACAAAUUAUUUGUAGUGCAGCUGCCUGUAAUUGUGCAUCCCGCUAGUACAGUUGCCUGUAAUUGUGCAUCCCGCUAGUACAGUUGACUGUAAUUGUGCAUCCCGCUAGUACAGUUGACUGUAAUUGUGCAUCCCGCUAGUACAGUUACCUGUAAUUGUGCAUCCCGCUAGUACAGUUGCCUGUAAUUGUGCAUCCCGCUAGUACAGUUGCCUGUAAUUGUGCAUCCCGCUAGUACAGUUACCUGUAAUUGUGCAUCCCGCUAGUACAGUUGACUGUAAUUGUGCAUUCCGCUAGUACAGUUGCCUGUAAUUGUGCAUCCCGCUAGUACAGUUGACUGUAAUUGUGCAUCCCGCUAGUACAGUUGACUGUAAUUGUGCAUCCCGCUAGUACAGUUGACUGUAAUUGUGCAUCCCGCUAGUACAGUUGCCUGUAAUUGUGCAUCCCGCUAGUACAGUUGACUGUAAUUGUGCAUCCCGCUAGUACAGUUACCUGUAAUUGUGCAUCCCGCUAGUACAGUUGCCUGUAAUUGUGCAUCCCGCUAGUACAGUUGCCUGUAAUUGUGCAUCCCGCUAGUACAGUUACCUGUAAUUGUGCAUCCCGCUAGUACAGUUGACUGUAAUUGUGCAUCCCGCUAGUACAGUUGACUGUAAUUGUGCAUCCCGCUAAUACAGUUGACUUUAAUUGUGCAUCCCGCUAGUACAGUUGACUGAGAAUUACGUAUCUUUCAGUAGUUCUUAACCGGUGUUCCCGGAAAACUUGAUCCACAUUUUAAGUGACAGUGACAGCAGGAAGUAGUGACAACGAUGGUGAAAUCACAACCGAAAGAGUUAGUUUACGAAUAUAUAUCAAAUGCAACAUAGCCACAAUCUAACAUAUAUGCUAAUUGGCCACAUGUAAUAGAUAGGCCAGUUGGCCACGUGUAAUAGAUAGGCCCAUUGAUCACAUGUAAUAGAGGGCUAAUGGGCCACAUGUAAUAGAUAGGCUCACUGGCCACAUGUUAUAGAUAGGCUAACUGGCCACAUGUAAUAUAUAGACUAACUGGCCACAUGUAAUAGAUAGGCUCAAUGGCCACACGUAAUAGAUAGACUAACUGGCCACAUGUAAUAGAUAGACUAACUGGCCACAUGUAAUAGAUAGACUAACUGGCCACAUGUAAUAGAUAGACUAACUGGCCACAUGUAAUAGAUAGACUAACUGGCCACAUGUAAUAGAUAGGCUCACUGGCCACAUGUAAUAGAUAGGCUCACUGGCCACAUGUAAUAGAUAGACUAACUGGCCACAUGUAAUAGAUAGGCUAACUGGCCACAUGUAAUAGAUAGGCUAACUGGCCACAUGUAAUAGAUAGGCUCACUGGCCACAUGUAAUAGAUAGGCUAACUGGCCACAUGUAAUAGAUAGGCUAACUGGCCACAUGUAAUAGAUAGGCUAACUGGCCACAUGUAAUAGAUAGGCUCACUGGCCACAUGUAAUAGAUAGACUAACUGGCCACAUGUAAUAGAUAGGCUAACUGGCCACAUGUAAUAGAUAGGCUAACUGGCCACAUGUAAUAGAUAGGCUAACUGGCCACAUGUAAUAGAUAGGCUCACUGGCCACAUGUAAUAGAUAGGCUCACUGGCCACAUGUAAUAGAUAGGCUCACUGGCCACAUGUAAUAGAUAGGCUAACUGGCCACAUGUAAUAGAUAGGCUCACUGGCCACAUGUAAUAGAUAGACCAACUGGCCACAUGUAAUAGAUAGACUAACUGGCCACAUGUAAUAGAUAGGCUAACUGGCCACAUAUAAUAGAUAGGCUCAUUGGACACAUGUAAUAGAUAGGCUAAUGGGACACAUGUAAUAGAUAGGCUAAUUGGACACAUGUAAUAGAUAGGUUAAUUGGACACAUGUAAUAGAUAGGCUAAUUGGACACAUGUAAUAGAUAGGCUAAUUGGACACAUGAAAUAGAUAGGCUAACUGGUCACAUGUAAUAGAUAGGCUAAUUGGACACAUGAAAUAGAUAGGCUAAUUGGACACAUGUAAUAGAUAGGCUAAUUGGACACAUGAAAUAGAUAGGCUAACUGGCCACAUUUUAUAGAUAGGCUAAUUGGACACAUGAAAUAGAUAGGCUAACUGGCCACAUGUAAUAGAUAGGCUAAUUGACCACGUGUAAAGAAUAGAUAUGCUAAUUGGACACAUGAAAUAGAUAGGCUAAUUAGCCACAUGUAAUAGAUAGGCUAAUUCUUUGAGUGCGUGUCUUGUUUUUUUUUUUAAAAUUCCUUCUUAUCCUUUUUUUUUUUAAAAUACCUUUUUAACCCCCCCCCCCCCCCCCUCCCCAAUCCAGGCUGGUCCAGAGGUAAGACGGCGUCAUUAGGCGCCAUUUAUGAUGUGGAAGACAGGGUCGUUCAGCUGAGAAUGAAGUUGAAAAAAUUAGCGCUGAACAUCAGCGCUGUCAAAAACACGGAGCAGCGGGUCAUGGCGUUCAUUGUCAAUUUCCUCGUGCGCCGGGAGAAGGCGGCGUCGUCCAUGUUCCUGAUCUCGACCGAGAACAACAAGAGGAUGUACUACGCCAAGAGGCACCUGCACCUCUUCCACUACGAGACGGCCCAGGCCACGUGCGCACUGUUCGACGGCUACCUGGCCGAGAUCGGCGACGCGUCCGAGCUGAAGUUCAUCACGACCUUCUUGGCGGAGUCCAAAGUGCUGGACGACCGAGCCGUCUACGUGGGCGCCAAACUGGUCGGGACGGCGUGGCAGUACGGGCGAAGCGGCUCCCCCAUCGGGGCGUUUCCGUGGGCCGCCGGAUUCCCGCAAAAUAACAACAAAUUGAACUGCGCGUGCCUGCUCAACAGACAGCUGAGACAGUGCACGUGCCCGGAGACGAGUGAGACCGAGAAGGAGAACCCGGGUGGGCGGAGCUUCCUCUGUGAAGUUCAUAUCGAUCCUUGAGGUGAAGGGCAGCAUUCGAACCACGCUGCCCCAACAACACAACAACACAACACACAUUUCAAAUACAACACGCUGCACAAUACACAUUUCGAAUACAACACGCUGCACAAUACACAUUUCUAAUACAACACGCUACACAAUACACAUUUCGAAUACAACACGCUACAAAAUGCACAUUUCGAAUACAACACGCUG